UGGCUCAAAGACUAUGAGGUACCUUUCUUUAAUAACUGGCCUGGCAGUAGCCCAGAUCUUAACCCAAUAGAAAAUUUGUGGUCCAUUGUAAAGCGUCGUCGUCGCGACGCUGACACAUCAAUCCCGAAGCUAGAGGCAGCCAUCAAUGAUACCUGGGCUAACUUGCCACCUGACCUCUUGCAACACCUUGCUGACAGUGUUCCUCGAAGGCUAAAAGACUGUCUGAAGUGCAGAGGAAACAUUACAAAGUAUUAAUUGAAGUGAUUUAUAUUUUCAUCUUUGCAUCAUAAAAUGAGUACAGUAGUUAUCAACCAUACAAGAUUGAUGCAGGUAGCAGCAGGCAUACCAUUCCUUCACUGGUGUUAGAUUUUAUGAUGCGUUGUGUAAAAUGUAAGAACAAAUUGCUGUACCAAUGAUCAUACCGUAAGGAGUGAAACAAUGAAAUACUCUCUCAAGUUGAGGUUUGUGGUGUUGGUGCUUGUUGCUGGUGUGGUUUACUUCUUCUAUCAGUGGAAUUUAAGAAGAACCUCAUUGUCUAAGUUGAGCCCCAACCAUUACUCAUUGAAGGAAGAUUAUUCUGUGUGGCCGGUGUUCAACAGCAAACUAAAACACUUACAGGAGUGGUACAUAACCGAGUGCUUUGGGGGACAUUUUUCCGAAGACAUUGAGGAGAUCUUUGGUAACCUCGUCUCGACGUGGUCCGAGUCCGAGAAUGCCGAGUGUGCAGACGUCUAUCACAAGUUUAUUACAUUGUACGAAGUCCACGAUCGCUACUCUGGGAAGUUGAAGUUCCCUGCGCCCUUUGCCAAGCGAGUUAGUGAGUGGAUGAAAGGAGACAAGGCGAUGGUGAAGAAAAUUAACCACCAGCAUCUGAUCCACGUGUUCAAUCCACUAACAUCGGAGCACGUGGUCUACAAUCCAGUACGAGCUAAACGUCCAAUGCCAGCCAUGGAGACAAACAUAUAUGAGUGGGUUGAUAAAGUCAGUGAAGACAGUGCAAAAGAUUGUGAUUUUUGCAGAUACAAUAAUAUGACGGCUGUUGAUGAGUUCGGGAGGCACAUCACAGAUGAAACAGUUCGUAUGACAAACACAUUUAAAGUGGAAGCAUGGCACAGCAUGGUGAUCACGCGUCACUUGCACCAUCCAAUUAACUUGACCAAGAGUUUGAUUGUCAAAUUCUUCCAGGAAGCCGCAACAUGGGCGUAUGAAGUAAGCACGAAGGACCUCCACUACAUCUACCCCAACCUUGCCUGGGACACACUGUUACAUGCUGGAGCCUCACAGAUCCAUCCACACCUUCAUGUGAUGAUGUCUCCUGAUCACUAUCACGGCUUCAUGGAACUCGUUCGCUCGGCUUCUCAACGAUAUUACCUUGCCGAGGGAGAGAACUACUUUGGAGCCAUGCUGGAUGUUCACGCAGCUUUAGGACUUGCAGUACAAUAUGGAGACGCUGUUGCUCUCGCCACCAUAACGGGGAAAGCUGAUAUGGAAGUGAUGUUCCUAAGCGACUAUCCAGGAGAUGAUUUCUACAAUCUCAUCUACUUCACUGUUCAGGCCUAUCAUGAUACUUUCAAUCAACUCUGUAAAACGUUUGCCGGAGCAUGGCCUGCCCUAGGGACAUCUGAACGAGCCUCAAAAGGUCGUAUACCAGCAAUAGCCCAUCUUGUGUCUAGAGGGAAUUGUAUGUCAUUAAGGGCUGACAUGAGUUCUUUGGAAAUUUUUGAGAUUGUGUACAGAUCACAUGACCCUUGGCAAGUUGCUGCAGCCAUAAGAAAGUCCAUAGAAAAGUAUGAUGGAUGACUUACGAUGCUGUAGUAGUAUGUACUGUACUGAGUGAUGUUGUAGUGUUCAAGUAUUAUUUGGUAUAUAAGGUAGUUGCACAUAUUUUUAUAACUAUUUAUUUAUGUGUGUUUUGGUGUGAUUGGCAUUAAUGCUCUCUCUAGUUUCAUUGUAAACUUUACAUUUCUGACCUAAAAUAUCCAGUAUUAGUUUCAUGUGAAUGAAAAUAUUUAAAUAUGUGGGUAAUUUUAUCCAUAAUGAAUAAAAAAUUUUAUGACC
Molecule: messenger RNA, 2058 nt
Organism: Homarus americanus (American lobster)
Lineage: Eukaryota; Metazoa; Arthropoda; Malacostraca; Decapoda; Nephropidae
Exons: 10
Coding region: 439-1800 (453 amino acids)
Source: RefSeq, a predicted model, not a curated record